Messenger RNA from Siniperca chuatsi (mandarin fish), 5120 nucleotides. It is a transcript of the gene apbb2a, whose product is annotated as amyloid-beta A4 precursor protein-binding family B member 2. NCBI's taxonomy places the organism in Eukaryota, Metazoa, Chordata, Actinopteri, Centrarchiformes, Sinipercidae. The transcript has 16 exons. Gene Ontology annotation, cellular component: cytoplasm; nucleus. The coding region runs from base 642 to 3419 and encodes 925 amino acids. The record is from RefSeq and is a predicted model, not a curated record. Gene Ontology annotation, molecular function: amyloid-beta binding; transcription factor binding. Gene Ontology annotation, biological process: regulation of DNA-templated transcription.
CAGCGGGAGAUUUAUUAUGGUUGCGUCUGCCCCGUGCGCAGAGCGUCCUGCGUCCGCGGCUCUGAUUGGCCGGCUGGCAGUGAGCGCUCCACAGCGCCGCGCCGCUCCGGGAUCCUCUGGCGCAGAGAGAAAGCGCAGCCUGGCCCCCUGCGAGCACCGAGCCGGGCUGGGAGGGCAGAUGAUGUGAUGUGAUCCAAUACGGGCGGCCGGCUGCAGCUACGGGCGCACUGGCACUUAUAAGCGACUGUCGACCUCGGCCCUGCUCACUACUGUGUGUGUGCGUGUGUGUGUGUAUCUGUGUGUGUGUAUGUGUCGUCGUGGGAGCGGAGGCGCAGAAGCCCGGAGGGUGACCGAAGCGGCCUGUGAGCGUGAGCGCAGAUUCAGCACAAACAGGUUGUUGUGGCUGUCUGGCUCAGUGACAGAGGGACAACAAGACAACCACCCAGGGAGAGGGCAGCAGAUAGGGGCCCCGCAUGAACAGAGUGCACUGCGCAGGGAUUCUGCUCUCUCCAGAAUCCUGCCUCUGUCUUUUCCCAAGAUCUUAUCGUGCUUUGAAAUCUGCUGCGCUUGGAUUUUCCAUGUUUCUGAGAAAAGGCGCUGAUGAUGACUGCAGCAUUGUUUGAGUGUAUUUCCAGUCAGCCAUGAUGUCAGUACAAACUCCUCCUCUCUCCCGCUCUGGCUCCUCCCCCUCAAAUGUGGGUCUGGCCAAUCGCAGCGGCCCCUCCGCCAACCCUCCCACCUCCCUCAGCCUUCGCUCAUCAUACAACCAGCUGCUUGGGCGAGAUGUCAUCAAGGAGUCCAUGGAAACCGGAAGUUCGGCCACAUUGCCAAAGAGCCGUCAGAGGUACGCAAUGACCAGUGUGCGGAGCGCCAUGGGGAUAAGUGACAACUUGGCUUUGUCCUCUAAAAACCAACCUGUAACCAGAGGGCGGGGCCUUCCCACUAAGUCCUCCUCCAGUUCUGCCCUCUACUCCUCCUCUUCCUCCUCCUCGCUGUUUAAUACAACCAACCCCAAACUAGCCAAGAAUGGGGCCAACAUGCAGAGACGAGCUGAGAGUCAGCAGCUGGAGCUGAGCAGGACCAAUACAGAGGGCAAAAUCCACAAUGAUCUCAUGAAUAACCCCAGUUCUGACUGGCUAGAGUUUGGAAAAGACAACUCACAGUUGCCCCCGUUCCGUAGAAGGACCAAGAGCUUCUUGGAGUACCAUGAGAAGGGCUGGGAUCUGGACCUCAGUUGGGGAAACAAAGAGGACAAGGAGGAGAAGAAGCAACAGCCUUCCCCAGAGAAGGAGCAGGCCAGCCCUGCCAAGGAGAGGGAGAGCCAGAAGGAGGAGAAGCCCAGCAGCAAGCAGACCUGCCAGGAAGAGAAGGAAGAGGUGGAGCCAGUGGUGGAAGAAGAGGAAGAGGAAGAUGACCCCACACCGACACCAAGACAGCCCCUGCUACCAGUGGUGGUGGAAGCCCCUCUUUCCUCCACCUCCUCCUCUUCCACCAAUAGCCCAGAGUGGGUCCCAGACAACCAGAACCAGGCUCCAGCACAGGUCAGGGAGGAGCUCUGUGUUCAGGUUCAGGCUAGUCCACGCAGUCCUGCAAAGCCCCCUCGGAGCUCCCAACCCCGCGUGAUCAAGGUGGAGCUGCACCCCAACAAUGAGAACCAGUUCCUGCAACAGUACCCACCUUCUUCCCCUAAACAGGCCCGGGCUGCAGAGAGGAACACCCCUACCAGGAGCCGGGCACCCCCUUCCCUGCCAGAUCCUGAACCAAUGACUGGGCUCCCUAAAGUGGGCUUAAGAAUUGAUCUGACUCCUGACACUCCAUCAGAGGAUGAAGACUCAAGCUGGACCACCCUGUCCCAGGAGACGCCCUCUCCUCAGACUCCACGGGACACAGCAGAUGUAUGGGGUGAUGGGGACCUGCCCCCAGGCUGGCGGGAGAUCUCAGACUCAUCAGAGGUCUAUUUCUGGCACAUCCCCACCGGCACCACACAGUACCACCGACCUGUUGCCUCUGGCAACGAACACACAUCUCCCAACAUUGAGCCAGACACUGAGCAUGACCCUCAACAGGAAACGCAGGACUCCCUCAAGCCACCCAACGAGCGCCCUAGCAGUCUGAUAUCUGACAGCUCGGUGGAGCCUGUCCCCUCGCCCUCUGGCUCCUCCCCCCCCUCCUCCUCCUCCACCCCCUCCAAUGAUGUCACCUCUUGUGGACCAAAUCUCAACAUCACCACCUGCACAGCCAACGAGCUGAAGGACUAUCCAGUCUAUCCAGAUCCCAGUCUUAAGGCGUUUGAAGGGGCUACCCUCCGCUAUGCGUCACUUAACCUCAACACCCCAGCCCAGCUAGAGACAGUGGACCUCAACAAUACCUUCUCCGAUCCAGAGGCAAUGUCAUUUCCAGUGCGAUCUCUGGGCUGGGUGGAGAUGGCAGAACAGGACCUGUGUGAGGGGAGGAGCAGUGUGGCCGUCCACCACUGUAUCAGGCAGCUGUCCUACUGCAGGAGGGACAUACGAGACUCUGCCGGUGUCUGGGGAGAGGGCAAAGGGAUGCUGCUAGUGCUUCAGGAUCGCAUGUUGACCCUGGUUGACCCAGAUGAUCGCAGCCUGCUCCAUUCUCAGCCAAUCAGCAGCAUCCGUGUCUGGGGCGUCGGCCGAGACCACGACAGAGAAAGGGACUUUGCCUAUGUGGCGAGAGACAAAAACACACGGGUGCUGAAGUGCCACGUGUUCCGAUGUGAUACUCCUGCCGCAGCCAUCGCCACAAGUCUCCACGAAAUCUGCUCCAAGAUUAUGGCUGAAAGGAAAAGUGCCAAGGCUGCAGCUGGCAGCUCCUCCCAGACUGGCUCCGAUGUACCCCUACAAGAGUUUCCCAUGCCAAAGACUGAGUUGGUGCAGAAGUUUCAUGUGCUGUAUCUGGGUAUGACGUCUGUGUCUCGCCCCAUAGGUAUGGAUAUCAUAAAUGGAGCCAUAGACACCCUCAUGUCCUCCACAGGCAAAGAGGACUGGAUUCCUGUCAUAUUGAGUAUUGCUGACACCACUCUGGCUGUCAUCAAAGAAAAGGAAGAGGACGAGGAGGUGUUGGUGGAGUGUCGUGUCCGUUUCUUGUCCUUCAUGGGCGUGGGACGGGAUGUGCACACAUUUGCCUUCAUUAUGGACACUGGGAGUCAGCAUUUCCAAUGUCAUGUGUUCUGGUGCGACCCCAACGCAGGCAGUGUUUCUGAGGCUGUGCAGGCAGCAUGUGUGCUGCGGUAUCAGAAGUGUCUGGUGGCACGGCCGCCCUCCCAACGCGCUGGCUCCUCCUCCUCGCCCUCUCAGGACUCGGUGACCCGCCGGGUGACCACCAGCGUGAAACGUGGCGUCCAGUCUCUCAUAGACACUCUGAAAACCAAGAAACAGCCGUCAGAACUCUCCCAGCAAUGACCGUCACCAGUGACCACAGCACUCCCCCAGCCGACGCCUGGACGCCACUCACACACUAUCGCCACGACAACACAUAAUCAGUACCAGCCAUGGUAACCAAUGAUGUACAUAUAUGUUAACAAACACCACCGCAGAUGAAGGAAAGAGGAGCAAUCAUCCAGUAUGCCUGAUGAUAAAAAAAAACAAGAAAUUGUAUCUUUCAUGAGGAGGAAUGAAAAAGCUGGUGUCAUUGGUUGAACUUUGACCUUUGAAACCACCUGCUGGCUUCAUUGGCCCUUACUGUAUGUGGAUUUGUGAGCUAGAUGGAUUACUUGAUCAACCAAUCUACAGACAGGAUACAGGAUAACCCAGAAGAAAAAAAAUCUAAUUUCUUUUAAGACUGAUUACUCAAUUUUCUUUCAUGCUCUGUCCCCUUCUGUAAAAACAGUCAUCAGCACAGUAAGCGCUCACCUGAGAUGCCAAGCUGCGGGAGCCUUCCAGGACAGAAAAGAUGUCGUCUUGCUUUCAUGGGAUUUUGACAGGUGAAUAAAAAAAGCAACCAAGACCAGACAGACAAGACCUGUCAACGUGCUCCCUCCCACCAAAUGGCAUAGAAAUGUUUUGAUCCCUUCGAUGUGUGACAGACUUGAAACAGACAAAAAACGUAACAUCUUCUUUGAGGAUGAAUGCAGUGAUUGUAAUAAUGAAGUGUAUGUAAAUGAUUGUGUGUAGGAAGAGAGAAUUUAGGGCACAAAACUUACUUGUAGAUAUGAGGGAGAGAUGAGGUGUUGGUGACAGAAAAUAAGACAGAUGUGGGUUUGAUUUUGCAUGUUUUCUUGAUGGGAUAUGUUUUAUGUUGAUGAGUUAAUAAGGGUCUCGGUAAAACAGUGGUGAACAGACAAGAAAUAGAUGCUCUCAGCACAAGUCAUCUCCACUUGACCAUGACUGGAUUUACACUGGCACAAAAAAUCUGGCCUAUUUCUACCCCAUAUCUGAAAAAAAGGUUACUCUCUACCCCAUUUACAGAAUCACAGUUAAGGAUUGUCAGUCAGCGAUUUUUACUUUCUAUUGCUUGAUGGAUGAGUAGAUCUGCAAAAGAAAGGUAACAUAUUUUAAUGUAUUAUGAAGCUUUAAAUUAGUUAAGAUUGUAAUUUUUGCAUUCAUUAUAGAAAAACUGAAUUUAAAAUCUCAAGAAUGUUACAUUAUAUAUGUUCAAACUUUACAAUUUCCUCAGGAAUCUUUAUGCAUACACCCAAGGUUUAUGUGGUAGCAAGAAAGUCCAGAUCCAGGCUUUGACUCCUGGCUAUAUGAACAGUAGUGCACAAUAGUGUUUGCCCUGCUUGGACAGCAUGAAAAAGAUCAAAUCUGUGCCAGACAGUAAGGUUUAACUAUAUUUUCUCUUUCUCAGUAAAUCCAGCCAGUCUACUCCCACUCACAAACAAAAUAUACACACACACAAAUACGCACACACAGCAGUAAAAACGUCUGCUGUCACUGCUAUCAAAACCUUUAAACUGCUCCUAUGGCUCAGGGCCACCACCUGCACUCGACGUGAACUCUGUGAAUGCAGUCCAAUCUAAAUGAAAAAGACACACACACACACACACACACACACACAAAACAAAGAAGAGAGAUGCUCUAAAUCAUUUCAGUUCUGUUCUUCACUCAUCUCUACACCAUGUAAAUGUAAUCUGUUGUGACAAUAAAUCCAUUACCAAAAGA